Molecule: messenger RNA, 2589 nt
Organism: Psammomys obesus (fat sand rat)
Lineage: Eukaryota; Metazoa; Chordata; Mammalia; Rodentia; Muridae
Product: vomeronasal type-2 receptor 116-like
Exons: 6
Coding region: 1-2589 (862 amino acids)
Biological process (GO): G protein-coupled receptor signaling pathway
Cellular component (GO): membrane
Molecular function (GO): G protein-coupled receptor activity
Source: RefSeq, a predicted model, not a curated record
AUGCUAUUCUCUUGGAUGUUUAUCCCUUUUUUUUUUCAGGUUCCAAUUUUUAUGUGCUCCUACAGCAGCAAUGAGUGCUUAGUCAGAAUAAAUUACAGUUUAUAUGGUAAAGGAAAUGUAGUGAUUGCUGGAUUUUUCCCUGCUUUUGCUGUCUACCCACUCGACAAAACAACUGAUUGGAGGAUGAUUACAUUUACCCAAGAUGUUAUGGUCGAGUUUAAGUUGAAGAACUACCAAUGUAUUUUGGCCAUGAUGUUUGCCAUUGAGGAGAUCAACAGUAACCCCUAUCUUUUACCCAACACAUCCCUCGGAUUUGAAGUCCAUAAUGUCCCAUAUGGUCAAAAGAAUACUCUGGCCAGUAUUUUUUGCUCACUUUCAGGGCUUAGUCAUGGCAUUCCUAACUACAGAUAUAAAACAGAGAGGAACUCAGCUGCUAUACUUACAGGACCAUCAUGGGCAAUAUCUGAAUACAUAGGGACAUUGCUGGAUCUUUACAAAUUUCCACAGUUUACUUUUGGACCUUUUGAUACUAUCCUGAGUGAACAGAGACAGUUUUCUUCUUUGUACCAGGUGGCUCCUAAGGAUACUUCUCUGGCAGUUGGCAUUGUAUCUUUGAUGCUUCAUUUCCACUGGAUUUGGGUGGGGCUGUUCAUCAUAGAUGAUCACAGAGGUGCCCAGACGCUGUCAGAUUUGAGAAGCCAAAUGGAUAAAAACGGAGUCUGCAUAGCAUUUGUGGAGAUGAUCCUAGUCAGCAGGGGUUCAUUUCUGACCAAAUCCUGGAAAAAUAAAGUUCAGAUCCUGGAUUCAUCAACAAACGUGAUUGUUAUUUAUGGGGACUCUGAUUCUCUGUUAAGCUUAAUAGUAAACAUAAAGCAGAAGUUACUUACAUGGAAGGUCUGGGUCCUGAACUCACACUGGGACAAUUCAAAAUUUGAUGAAUAUUUCAUGUUAGAUUCAUUGCAUGGGGCCCUUAUUUUUUCACACCACAAUAAGGAGAUUAUUCAUUUUACAGAUUUUAUCCAGACAGUCAAUCCUUCCAAAUACCCAGAAGACAUUUAUCUUCAUCUAUUGUGGCACAAAUUCUUCAAUUGUUCAUUUUUGAGGAAAGAUUGUAAACUUAUGGAUAACUGUCUGCCUAAUGCCUCCUUGGAACUCUUGCCCGGGAACAUAUUUGACAUGGCCAUGAGUGAGGAGAGUUACAAUGUGUACAAUGCUGUGUAUGCUGUGGCCCACAGUCUGCAUGAGAUGACUCUCAAUCAAGUACAAUUUCAAACUCAAGAAGGAAAAGAGAUGGCAUUCUCCCCUUGGCAGCUUCACCAUUUUCUAAAGAACGUAGAACUCAUCAAUCCUGCUGGAGACCCUGUGGUCCUGGACUGGAAAAGGAAAUCACAUGCAGAAUACGACAUUCUCAAUUUUUGGAAUUUCCCUAAAGGUCUUGGGCUAAAUGUGAAAGUGGGAACAUUUUUUCCAAAUGCUCCAGAGGGCCAGAAAUUGUCCUUAUCUAAUCACAUGAUACAGUGGGCCACAGGAUUGACAGAGAUUCCCCAGUCUCUAUGCAGUGAAAGAUGUCAUCCUGGAUUCAGAAAAUCCCACCAGGAGGGCAAGGCUGCCUGUUGCUUUGACUGCACUCCUUGCCCAGAGAAUGAGAUUUCCAAUGAGACAAGUAUGGAUCAGUGUGUGAUGUGUCCGGAAACUCACUAUGCAAACACAGAAAAGAGUCACUGCCUACAGAAAACUGUGACAUUUCUGGCCUAUGAUGACCCCUUGGGAAAGCUACUCACCUUCAUCUCCCUGAGUUUCUCCUCACUCACAACUGUUGUUCUUGGGGUAUUUCUGAAGCACAGAGACACUCCAAUUGUCAAAGCCAAUAACCGAACUCUCAGUUAUAUCCUGCUCAUCACUCUGACACUAUGUUUUCUCUGUCCCUUCCUCUUCAUUGGCCAUCCUAGCACAACCACCUGUAUCCUGCAGCAAAACAUUUUUGGACUUCUCUUCAGUGUGGCCCUUUCUGCUGUGUUGGCCAAAACUAUCACUGUAGUUAUAGCCUUCAAAAUCACUGCUCCAGGAAAAGUUAGGAGAUGGAUGCUUGUAUCACGGGCCCCUAAUUUCAUUAUCCCCAUCAGCACCACCAUUCAAGUUGUUCUUUCUGGAAUUUGGCUGGCAACCUCUCCUCCCUUUGUUGAUAAAGAUGCUCACUCAGAACAGAAACACAUCAUCAUCAUUUGCAACAAAGGCUCAGCUAUUGCCUUCCACUGCAUCCUUGGAUACCUGGGAGCACUGGCCUUAGGAAGCUACCUUACGGCUUUCUUGUCCAGGAACCUGCCUGACACGUUCAAUGAAGCCAAGGUCCUAGCUUUCAGCAUGCUAGUGUUCUGCAGUGUCUGGAUCACCUUCCUCCCAGUCUACCACAGCACCAAAGGGAAGGUUACAGUGGCAAUGGAAAUCUUCUCUAUCUUGGCUUCCAGUACAUCACUCUUGGGCAUCAUCUUUGCUCCCAAGUGCUACAUCAUAUUAUUAAGGCCAGAAAGGAACUCACUUUAUCACAUCAGAGACAGAACAUAUGCUAGGAUGAAAAAUCUUAAAACCUAG